AUGCAAGGUCUUGCCAUUUCACCUCCCGCGGCUACGCAAGCGGUAGCGCCUCCCCCUCCUCCUACCGCCAGCCCAUUUGCAGCGCCUCCAGCAUAUCCUCAAUCGACUACAAAGUCAGAGUUCGACUCGGAAGGAAUCGAAUUUCUUCGUCCUCUGGGAGACAAGGGGGACUUGAAGCAGAACGACUGGCUCAACGAAAGAGCCGCUUACCCCAUCGACGGCAAGACGCCCCCUCCGGCUUCUCCAGUCAGUACCUACGCGAGCCACUCGAGAACGCCGUCGAACCCUAGGAUCAGCUAUGUUCCGCCCGGACCUCCUCCUCCGGUGCCUGUACCAGCUCCUUCUCAGCAGAUGUGGGCGCCGCCGCCGCACGAUCCCGAGUAUGGUCGACAGCCUUAUCAGGAGCCCGAGCUCGAGCCCAAACGUUUCGUGCCUGCGUUCAUUUACCGCCGGCACGGGUCUCAAGGUCAGCCCGGUCAACCGGGGCGUUUGUCCAAGGGCUUGAAAAUAUUCAUCCAAAUCUUCCUCAUAUUCAUACUCAUUGGCAUGGCGUUUGGCGCGGGCUUCCAGUCCGGCAGACAAGUUUCGUGCGGAGGAGCUUACUACUCGGAUAAUGCUACAAUGAGCGAAAUAUCCCGGCUCGAGAGGCAUGACGACUCGCUUGACUCUUUGUCCCGUUUUGAUGACGCGCACGAUGAGGACGAUCUCGACGGUGUGGUGGCGGGAGCGAACAGGAUGUUGACUGGGUAAAGGUGAUCUGUAGCUCUUAGGGGGCGGACUGUGUGCUAUUUCCCGUAGUUCCGAC
Messenger RNA from Filobasidium floriforme, 805 nucleotides. RefSeq lists its product as uncharacterized. The coding region runs from base 1 to 750 and encodes 249 amino acids. NCBI's taxonomy places the organism in Eukaryota, Fungi, Basidiomycota, Tremellomycetes, Filobasidiales, Filobasidiaceae. The transcript has 2 exons. The record is from RefSeq and is a predicted model, not a curated record.